Hippocampus zosterae (dwarf seahorse) is the source of this 2003-nucleotide messenger RNA. RefSeq names its product protein mono-ADP-ribosyltransferase PARP11-like. Lineage: Eukaryota; Metazoa; Chordata; Actinopteri; Syngnathiformes; Syngnathidae. The coding region runs from base 343 to 1386 and encodes 347 amino acids. The transcript is spliced from 6 exons. The record is from RefSeq and is a predicted model, not a curated record. Gene Ontology annotation, molecular function: NAD+ poly-ADP-ribosyltransferase activity.
GGCGCGUGAUGGCGUGACGUAUUUAGCUAUAACAUCCCAAACCAGGAAGUGAAAGUGAACGACGAAAAGGGCAGAUUUGGUUGAUAAUUUUCAUUCCGCCUUUUCUAUGGCAACGGGCAACGGGGAUCCCGACGCCGUGAGAGUCACGACAUUCCGCGGAGAGCGGUGUCAUGUUCGGACUGAGCUUCCAGGAUGAAUCGCCCCGAUAGACGCCAGGGUGACUAAAUCAAAUCACGUCCUGGACACCCCCUGCUUCCCCUCCCUCGCCUGGUGGUCGUUGAUGUCUUGUUUUGACAUCUACAGUUUGACGUAGCGCGAUGCUAGCCACCAGGACAGCUGAGGAUGAGUCCCCGGAGAUGGAGGAGAUGGACACACUGGAGCCCAACUGGUGCUGGUUCUACCUGGCCGAGUGCGGGGUGUGGCACAUGUUUGAGUCAUUUCACCGCAGAUCGACCCAAGCGCCGCCUGCUCCGUGACCAGCGCUCAGAUCGAGCAGUGCUACGCCCGGAACCAGCGCGGCGUCAUGGAGUUCUACACGGCCAAGUACACGUACCGGCUGGACUUCUCGGUCAUGCGGCAGGUCAACUUGACGACGGGGAAGCAGCGGCCGAUCAAGCGGUCCCUUCACUCGGCAACGGGUUUCAGGUGAGAGUGGGCUAUCGACAUCAUGUCAUGGCAUCGUCGAAUCUGGUGUAUGGCCUUGGCUUCACCUUUAGGUUCAUUUGCGACAACCUGGCCUUGCCCGUGCCGUGUCACUGGGAGAGGAUCAACACGGACGAGCCCUAUCAGCUGGUCCAGUUGGGCCGAGACACCUACGAGUUUAAAGAAGUGGGCCGACUGUACGAAAGGACAAUGGAUCGACCCAUCAAAUCCAUCCAGAGGAUUCAGAACUUGGACUUGUGGGAAUUCUUCUGCAGGAAGAAAAGACAGCUGAGAAAAGUGAAGCGCACUCUAGAUAUUGAAGAGCGGAUGCUUUUCCACGGCACGGGGCACAACAACAUCCAGGCCAUCUGCAUGUUUAACUUUGACUGGCGUCUCACGGGAAGCAACGGCGACGUCUACGGGAAAGGCAGCUACUUCGCCCGGGAUGCCAAAUACUCCAGUAAGUUCUGCCACAACACGGGCAAGCACAACAACAACCUGCAGCGGCACGGGCUGGCGCCCCCCAUUUUCGCCAGCGAGCCGUCCUACAAGAGCAUGUUUUUGGCACGGGUGCUGGUGGGCGAGUACACCCUGGGCCACCCGCUGUACUGCCGCCCGCCCUCCAAGGACACCAGCCUCACCAACUUCUUCGACAGCUGCGUAGACGACACGGCCAACCCGAAAAUCUACGUCAUCUUCGACAGCAAUCAGAUCUACCCGGAGUACCUGAUCGAGUUCUACUGAGAUCGUGGCGCACUCCCGUUGCCUGGAGUGACGAGCACUUCAAGUGACGUCAUGGCGAUUCUGUGCCUAAGUAGAGCAUGAAUAAUCUCAAGUGCCUUUGAUGAGGACAAUAACAUUGCUGUGGGGACUUUGUUUUUCCACUGCGCCCACCCUAGGGAUAUUGAUGAAAAAUAGCUCUGGAAAAGAAAAAAAAAGAGUUAUGAAACUUCACUGAUAAAUCCUCGUGGCUGUUUUGUGCAUAUGUAUUGGCGCUGAACAUCCCUCACGGUCUCCACACGUGUAGCACUGUGUUGACAAGUAACCGCAACACGGAAUGUCGCUUUGCUAUGUGUGCAUCACAAAUCUUGUUAAGAUGUCGCAUUUCUUUGUGCGUCUGUGUACACCACAGCGAUCUUGAGGAGAAGAGCAAGUGACGGAAUUCGCCACAAGGUGGUGCAAUUGUACAAGUAUGGUUUCAGAGAAACUUAGUCAAAUUAUGUUCAGAAAUUUGUGUCUUAGUCAAAUUAUGUUCAGAAAUAUGUGUAAUUUGAACAUUGUGUGACUAAUAAAUGCUGAAUUUGUCUUGUAAUGAUCAAAUAACAGUCCAAAAUAAACGCAGUGCGUUGUGUGAUGCAGAC